Molecule: messenger RNA, 3884 nt
Organism: Fusarium odoratissimum NRRL 54006
Lineage: Eukaryota; Fungi; Ascomycota; Sordariomycetes; Hypocreales; Nectriaceae
Product: prohibitin-1
Exons: 2
Coding region: 438-1280 (280 amino acids)
Biological process (GO): mitochondrion organization
Cellular component (GO): mitochondrion; membrane
Source: RefSeq, a predicted model, not a curated record
UGGGGUCGGCAGCGCCGCUUCGGAGCAUCUGAGUCGGUCUCAUUUUGGCGGAUUUGGCACGAAAAGUCGAGGUCUCUCGUGUGUGGUUUUUGAAGUCGUCGGUUUGGAGGCGAAAGGCAGAAAAGGGCCACUUGAGGAUUUCUCGGGUUGGAAAGGAAAGCGCAGACGCAGGCUUUCCCCAUCAGCCGAGCUUUCCCGAAGUAGCUUAGCUCCGAGUACCAACCCACCCGAAGGAAUUCAACAGCCAACCAACGAAUCGUACUGGGAAUUUGUCCAAAGGUGGACUAAGAGCUUCAAAUCAUCAUCGCCGUCCGUUGACUCCGAAAAGCUUCAGCUACGCCUCAGUUCCCAUCGAUAUUUGGGUUCUAACGACCACCAUUUUUGACCGACGUCUUGCAACGAUACGCCGAACAAGACUUUAAGCACACCACAUCAAAAUGGCGGCCGCUGCGAGAGCCCUCAACUUCAUGUACCGCAUGGCGGUCCCCGCUUCAGCUGUCGUCUUCCUAGGCAGUCAGUCUAUAUACGACGUCAAGGGAGGAACUCGGGCUGUCAUCUUUGACAGAUUGUCUGGUGUUAAGGAGACCGUCGUCAAUGAAGGAACCCAUUUCCUUGUUCCCUGGCUGCAAAAGAGCAUCAUCUUCGAUGUCCGCACCAAGCCCAGGAAUAUCGCAACAACUACCGGCAGCAAGGAUUUGCAGAUGGUUAGCUUGACACUGAGAGUGCUGCACCGACCAAAUGUCAAGGCUCUCCCCAAGAUUUACCAGAACCUCGGUGCCGAUUACGAUGAGCGAGUCCUCCCCUCUAUUGGAAACGAAGUCUUGAAGGCUAUCGUCGCCCAGUUCGAUGCCGCAGAGCUCAUCACCCAGCGAGAGGCUGUCUCUGAGCGAAUUCGAAACGACCUUACUCUUCGUGCUGCCGAGUUCAACAUCGCUCUUGAGGAUGUUUCCAUCACCCACAUGACCUUCGGUCGUGAGUUCACAAAGGCUGUCGAGCAGAAGCAGAUUGCCCAGCAAGAUGCUGAGCGAGCACGAUUCAUCGUCGAGCGUGCUGAGCAGGAGCGUCAAGCCAACGUCAUCCGCGCCGAGGGUGAGUCCGAAUCUGCCGAGGCCAUCAGCAAGGCCAUCCAGAAGGCUGGUGACGGCCUCAUUCAGAUUCGAAAGAUCGAGGCCAGUCGUGAGAUUGCUGCCACUCUUUCUUCAAACCCCAACGUCGCCUACUUGCCUGGUGGAAGCGGAAAGCAGGGCGGUCAGUACCUGCUGUCAGUGGGUAGGGCUUAAAGUAACGGACUUUGUAUGAUGUAAAGGAUGUUGAGGAAAUGACUGGGAAAUCCCCGCUUAUCGUUGGCGAUGAAAACAUUUAUUCAUGAGCGCCAACUAUGUAUUUCUAGAACGAGACCAGACGGGAGUAUCAACCCUAUCUCGCAAUGUAUAAUCGCCGGUGGCUUCACGGCUUCUCCCGUUCCAAAACGGCAUUAACUAAGCUGAACCAGUGACCAAGUCCAGAACACCCCGAGAUCUAUGAUGCCCAAUGCUCUCCAGUCCCAUGAAAAUUCACAUGCGUAACUACCUAUCUUGAAUAUGGCGCCCAUGCUCAAGAGCUAUGCCUCGAUGAAUACCUCCGUCAAUCCUGAAGCUUUCCCAGGAGCCACGAAAUUACCAUCCACCAGUUUCCAACCCUCUCUCUGCAUAUCCAUCCACUCAUUCCUAAUCUUGAGACGAACAAGGUCUCCUGCUGCCCUUGCAUCUUCAGCAGAAUCAUGGCCUACCAUUUUUGGACCCGUCUCCUGUUGAAUCUUGCGGUUGAGAUGAACAUCCAUGAGCAUCUUUAGGCUAUACCGAUAUGGUAAACCAGCCUUGUGGGGGAAGAGCAGCACGGUAUCAAUUAGUGUUGGAUGCACAAUACGGACUGAGUUGAGAUCGUUCUCGAGACCAUGUCCGAUCAAGGGUGUUGUUGGAGAGAUGAGUUGAAAUAGUAGGCCUCUGGCGACUUCUGGAGAUGAGACGAUCUUGAGCUGCUUCUUCUUAGGCUUCAGCUCGCCAUCUUCACUCACAUCGUCGUCGCUACUCUUAGUUGGCUUCGUCGAUUUGUCCGCGGUCCAUGAUUCAGCUUGGGCGAGAUCGUCUGGCCAGACACCAGAGUAUCGCGAGUUGAGGUCCAGAAUUUCUCCCAACGGUCGAACUAGAACAUCUAGCAGCUCCUCGCCCGUCGGCCAUGAUGUUGCGGUUAGACGGAUAAGUUCCAUGCCGAAAACUGUAUAACCCAUCUCGCAAUCAAAAGCCACUGCUCUAUCCGUAGGCACGACAAGAUUCUCGGGAGUUUCUGCAAAGUUAAGCACAGAGGCAAGUCUCUUGGGAUCUGAGGUCUUGAAUACGUGGUGAUCACGAGUGAAGCAGCCAACAGAGUCACCGACUUCUUGUCCACAACACUGAUAUCGCUUGGGCUGCCUGGUGUUGUCGCCUGGAGCCUUGGGGGCGAUGAAGGUCUUUCCCCAGUGGAACGUGCAUGUCCCACCAGAAGUGAGUGCACCGUCUUCUUCACGUCUUCCAGGAAAGACCUGGAAGCGUUGUUGGCAACGGUCACAUUUCUCCCAUCCUGCGGCUGUUGCUACACCUUGUCUCGCCUUUUCGAUAUCAGCUUCUGAAGGUAUACUAGCAACAUAACCAUGAUUUGAUAGCUUAUCGAUGGGAGUCAAUAUGCGUUUCGUAAGCUCAACCUCCUGAGCAGGGGUCAGGCCGGUCUUGAUUUCCGUGGGUUUCUCGUUGGGAUCUUUUCCAGCUGCUUCGAGCUCCUUCUUCUUUAUUUCAUCCUCUCUCUCAGCCUUCCACUGAUCAACCUUCAUUCGCUUGUAUUGCAUGACUUUGUUUUUCAUCACAUUAGAGUACACGGCGGUCUUGUGGACGGCAACGUAUUCCUCUUCGUCUAGUGUUCGGACGAUAAGAUCUUGAUCUGAUAGUAGAAGUCUCGUCUCGUCUUUCUUGAUCUUAGCUUUGAGUUCUUUGUUCAGUCGGGUAAGUUCUUGGUGAAGCAUUUUGACUAGCCUGAGACGGACGUCAUGAGCAGCAGGCAAUCGUUUAAGGAGUCUCGGAUUCAGUGUCUCGGCCUUCUUGGGCUUUGCUGGUACAGUUUUUCGGGCAGAAGACGGACGUGAUUCAGUAGCAGAAUGACUUGUUUUGGCAAUCUUUGAAGAAGCUUUUGGAGUGUGAUCUUGAGUGUCCAUUUUCCGUUUCAGUGGUGGAGGAGAGACUGUUCGAGCUGCUGUUUCAAGCUUCUUGGCUACUGGCUUUGGGAUAUCAUCCGUUGAACCCCCACGAGAUGUUCCAGAAGAGCUGGGUGCAACCUCCUGGGGAGUUUUAGGUGAAGGAGGCGGAUGAAAGGGAUCUGUCCUCACACGCUUGCGUGGUACAUCCUGGUUUGCUGCGGUGGUCUCAUUACUCGUGUCAUCUGAUGAAAGUCCUUGUGAUGGUGGUUCAUAUUUCUCCUUUGGAUGGUUGAAUGGACAGAGGCUCGCUGCGCAAUCAUCGCCCUUGGGACAGGGGAUGUGUUUAAAUAAACUCAUGGUGACGACACCUCAAAGUGACGUUGAGGGUUUCCUAAUAUGAGCUCUGUGUCUGCAUUCGUGAUCAUGCGAGUUUCUAUUGAUGCCAGCGAGAUCGUUGAGCGUGAAUGGAUGAAUCGAGUUUGGAGGUUGAAGCCAGGUUUAGGGUGGUUGUGCUUGGUGAGGCGAAACAAUAGGAGGUUAUCCACUGCAGUGAGGUGAGUUGUUGUGGAGAGGUUGAAGGGAAGACCGUGCUGAUGUAAAUGCACGUGAGCUUCUUGAAGGGUCGGAGGAGCCAAAAGAGAAAAGUAUCAAAUUAUCGUCGUUUUGAUUCAAUUGAGAUUGU